Drosophila bipectinata is the source of this 1852-nucleotide messenger RNA. It is a transcript of the gene Trhn, whose product is annotated as tryptophan hydroxylase. The record is from RefSeq and is a predicted model, not a curated record. Gene Ontology annotation, biological process: serotonin biosynthetic process; aromatic amino acid metabolic process. Gene Ontology annotation, cellular component: neuron projection. Gene Ontology annotation, molecular function: iron ion binding; tryptophan 5-monooxygenase activity. NCBI's taxonomy places the organism in Eukaryota, Metazoa, Arthropoda, Insecta, Diptera, Drosophilidae.
GCAGGAUCUUGCAGUUGGCGCUGAGUUGCGCAUACGACGCGUGUGCCCGCGAAGAAAGGACCUCCGAGUGCAGUGACAGUGCAGUGCCGUGAUGAGUGCUUCGGGAAAAAGUCUGCUGGGCCUCUGGCUCUAUCGCAGUGGCGAGCAGGAGUGGUCCGUCAAGCAGGGCAGUCCCUUGCAUCAGCUCAAAAAGGAUACAGCUCCGGGAUCGUCGGCCCCUGUCCCCCACUCAAAUCUAUCCAGGCACUCAUCCGCUCCACUGGAGCCACCGCGUCUGUCCAUCGGACCCAGCGCCGGCCAGGAUCCGCCCAGACAGCACUCGCCUGGUGAACGCAUCUCCAUCAUCUUCACCCUGCGCAACCAGGUGGGGAAUCUGGCCCGUGCCCUGCAGGUCUUUCAGGAGCUGGGCAUCAAUGUGCUCCACCUGGAGCUAUCGCCGCUGGAGAUGGCCACCAAUCAGGCGGACGUCCUGGUUGAUGUGGAGUGUGAUCCUCGACGGCUUGACCAGGUAGUGAAGAUGCUCAAUCGGGAGGUGGCCUCCGUGAACUAUACUUCGGUUAACACGCAAGGAUUGGCCAGGGCUCCAUCCCUCUCGGCCUGUUCUAGUUUUGAUUUUGGCGACAUGGUUUGGUUUCCGCGUAAGAUUUCCGAUUUGGAUAAGGCACAGAAUGUUUUGAUGUACGGCUCCGAGUUGGAUGCAGACCAUCCGGGAUUCAAGGAUCCCGUGUAUAGAAAACGCCGUGAACAGUUCUCGGCCAUAGCCAACAACUUUAAGCACGGCAAUCCCAUACCCAGAGUUCAGUACACACCCGAGGAGGUAAAAACUUGGGGCACCGUGUUCUUGGAGCUUCAUCGGCUUUAUGUGAUGCAUGCUGUGCCGGAGUACAUGGAAAACUGGCCAGAGCUGGAGAAGUACUGCGGGUAUCGCGAAGAUAAUGUUCCCCAGUUGCAGGACGUCAGUGUCUAUCUGAAGCGGAAGACCGGUUUUCAGCUGCGACCUGUUGCAGGAUACCUUUCGCCAAGGGACUUUCUAUCAGGACUGGCCUUUAGGGUUUUCCAUUGCACUCAGUAUAUACGACACUCCUCGGAUCCUUUCUACACCCCUGAACCGGACUGCUGUCAUGAGCUCUUGGGCCACAUGCCCUUGCUGGCCAAUUCGAGUUUUGCUCAGUUUUCCCAGGAAAUAGGUUUGGCCUCUUUGGGAGCCAGUGAUGCGGACAUUGAAAAGCUGGCCACGCUCUAUUUUUUCACUGUGGAGUUUGGGUUGUGCAAACAGGCAGACAGCAGUUUCAAGGUUUACGGAGCAGGACUUUUGAGUUCCGUGGCUGAGUUACAACAUGCCAUUACGACGAAUGAGAAGAUUAAGAAAUUCGAUCCGGAGGUGACUUGCCAGGAGGAGUGCAUUAUUACAUCGUACCAAAACGCCUACUACUACACGGAUUCCUUUGAGGAGGCCAAGGAGCAAAUGAGGGCCUUUGCUGAGAGUAUCCAGCGUCCGUUUGGAGUACGUUACAAUCCCUAUACCAUGAGUGUGGAAGUCCUGUCGAAUGCCCAGAAAAUCACCGCCGUAGUUAGCGAACUCAAAGGCGAUCUCAGCAUUGUGUGCUCGGCUCUUCGGAAAAUUUCCGCAACUGAUGAAAACUUGGAUGUGGACAGUAUUGCUAACAUGUUGCAUAAUAGCCUCAAUGUCCGGGGAGGAGCUGCCGGAGGCGGAGGCAGUCCCUGCAGUCCGGACAACUCGGAUAACUCGACGGCGGAUGGAGACUAGAAUUGGAAAUAAAUAAAAAUCAAAACUUGGGACCAAAAAGCAGUAUAAUUCGCCAAGUUUGGCUUGAGAAAUGAUAUUUUUUUA